AUGUCAGUUUCGAGUGCUCACCCGGUCAAUAUUUUCCAAGGCCAGCGGUUCUGGCUCUCACGGGAAGUGCCUCAGCGAUCGAGGUUCAAAGACCUCAUCACGAAACAUGGCGGCGUGAUUGUCUUGAUGGAGAAUGACGCCGAUGUCAUGUUGGUUGAUCAUGCAAAAAAGAACAUCCCCACUGGCUGUCAUUCCUACAAGUAUGUCGAGGAAUCUAUUCGCAAAGGCCAAGUUGCGGAUCUGGAUGCACAUCGCGCUGGCUCCUUUAGACCCCGUGCAAUGGGCGCAUCAAAUAUUCCCAAGCGGGGCACCAAAUCCGUUUACACCUUGGAAGAUGAUCAGCUCCUUUAUGACUUCCUCUACCCCUUUGAGCAGGAAGAGAAUGCCCCUAUACACGGCAAUAAAAUUUACCAGCUACUAGAAAGAAGGUUUCCCAAACAUCCCUGGCAAUCUUCAAGAUCUCGGUAUUUGAGAAAGUUGCGUGGCAACCCUCGUCCUGGUGGUGGCGCUCCUAGGACAGAUCUCUUGCUAUCUGAGCCUCACGCAGAGCCACAGGACGAGGCACCAAGAUCGACCACACCAUCAAGGCGGGCUACUCCGUCGAUACCCACUAUGGCGCCAGCACAGACUGUGUCAUCUAUUCAACAAAACCUCAUACCGCCCCAACCCAGCUCCUCAAUAAGUCACAUCGACAAACAAUCAAAGCCCAAAAGAAAAUACAGCCCGGCGCAUGAAGCGCCAUCAGCACCACAGGCCUCGCCUUCUAAAAAGAGGGCAGUUGCAGGAUCCCGACACAGAGACAAUCCUCGACAAGAUUCUCCUCGACAACCUCUUGAGCCUAUUACACGACCACCCGCAUUGGUAAAACCCAUGCCGGUAUCAAAACGGCAGCGCAGUGCUUCAAUACAGGAAGUGCAACAGAACCUCAACAGCACCGGGAACCUCAAUAGGGCCGAGGAAGAAGGCGCUAUGCUUUUUAUAGAGUUGCCAUUCUUACCUUCCCCACCGGAGCCCGUCAAUGAGUCUUUCGACGAGGAAAAUGACGGCAGAGGCAGUGAGAGCGGGGAUAACAACUUAAUCGGCUGGGUCGAGGCACAGGUAUCACGAGGCUUCGAGGAUGCUGUCAUAGAUGAUGCCCUGUGCUGUACAACUUUGAAUUGCAAGCUCGCUGGGAAGAUCUUGAACAUACUGGCUGCUGGGAACCCCAUUCCUAAUGACAUACGCGGGGUGUGGACUUCCAAGGAUGAUGAAGACCUGCAAGGAUCCAAUGGCCGCGAGGUCGAGCGAGUUCUCAAAAAGCAUGGUGAACGUUCAUUAAGUGAAAGGUGGAACUAUCUCAGUGAGGCAAGGGAGAGAGACAUGAUUUAA
Messenger RNA from Penicillium waksmanii, 1368 nucleotides. Its product is annotated as putative transcription factor Rap1. The record is from RefSeq and is a predicted model, not a curated record. Gene Ontology annotation, cellular component: shelterin complex. The transcript is spliced from 4 exons. Bases 1 to 1368 code for a protein of 455 amino acids. Lineage: Eukaryota; Fungi; Ascomycota; Eurotiomycetes; Eurotiales; Aspergillaceae. Gene Ontology annotation, biological process: telomere maintenance via telomere lengthening; regulation of DNA-templated transcription. Gene Ontology annotation, molecular function: telomeric repeat DNA binding.